AUUUCUGAUUCUUGGAAGCAGAGCACCAGCUUUACUGGCAUAGGUUCUUCUCAAAGCAAACGUUUCAGCAGUUCCCCCUGAUCUUCCUAAAACCAAGAGGCUGAACUCCGCAUCUGAUCUCUUGGAAACUUUGCCCAAGCUUUGCCAAGCCAGGAACUGAUCUGCAACCACAGACGAGCAGUUUGUCCCAGACGCCAGGUUGGCUCUGUCAGAAGCUGAAAUGCCAAGUGCCAAGCUGACUGCAUUUUCCCCAGUUGAAUUUACAGUAUCCGCCCUGGAUAAAUCGGGACACAAAAAGGAGGAAGAUGGAAGCAUUUGGAAAAAGCAAACAAACAACAUUCGUGAAACCUUUGUGUUCAUGGAGGUAUUAGGAUCAGGGGCCUUUUCAGAGGUCUACCUUGUGAAGCAUAGAUCUACUGGUCAGCACUUUGCUUUGAAGUGUAUUAAGAAAGUCAACAGUUCGCGAGACAAGAGCCUGGAGAAUGAGAUAGCAGUGCUGAAAAAGAUUAAACAUGAAAACAUUGUGACACUUGAGGAUAUCUACGAGAGUUCUUCACAUUUCUACCUUGUAAUGCAGCUGGUCUCCGGGGGUGAAUUGUUUGACCGUAUUUUAGAACGAGGAGUUUACACUGAGAAAGAUGCCAGCAAUGUGAUACGCCAAGUCCUUUCUGCUGUGAAAUAUCUUCAUGACAAUGGAAUUGUACACAGAGAUUUAAAACCUGAAAACCUACUGUAUCUAACGCCUGAUGACAAUUCCAAGAUAAUGAUAACAGAUUUUGGCCUUUCUAAAAUGGAAGAAAGUGGCAUCAUGUCUACCGCAUGCGGCACUCCGGGAUAUGUGGCACCGGAGGUUCUUGCUCAAAAGCCGUACAGUAAAGCAGUGGACUGCUGGUCUAUUGGAGUUAUUACCUAUAUUUUGCUAUGUGGAUACCCUCCAUUUUAUGAAGAAACAGAAUCCAGACUUUUUGAGAAAAUUAGAGAAGGAGCAUAUGAGUUUGAAUCUCCAUUUUGGGAUGAUAUUUCCAGAUCUGCAAAAGACUUCAUUAGCUGCCUCCUAGAAAAAGAUACAAAGAAGAGGUAUAACUGUGAGAAAGCCCUUAAGCACCCAUGGAUUGCUGGGAACACUGCCCUCCACCGAGAUAUCUAUCGCUCAGUGAGCAUUCAAAUCAAAAAGAACUUUGCUAAAAGCAAGUGGAAACAAGCAUUUAAUGCUGCGACUGUGGUAUAUCACAUGAAAAAACUUCACAUGAAUAACAGCCAGACUAGCACCGGCUUUCCUUCUGAUUCCAAGAAUCAGGUUCCCUCUAUAAAAGUGUGUGACGACACAAGAGCAAACACUCCUAAUGUCAACAGCACAGAGGAAAGGAACACGUCUGAAUUAUUAAAGCUGCAUCCAGAUGUAUCAUCAAGUGAAAUGCCUGUAAGAUCAGGUACAGCAAUGUCUUGUGGUACCAUCAAUGUUGAAAAGAACUCCUGCCUGAGAACAGUAUCAGUCCAUGAACCAUGUACUAGCAAGUCAAAAGAUGCCAUGCCUUCACAUUGUGGGCAGCCUCAAUCAGAGGAAAGCAAGAAAGCCUACAAGAAUCAAUCCCAGAAUCAUCCAACUGACUUGAAUUCGUCCCACAUGUUAAGUAGGGGGGUCCAAAGUAAUAACCCAGGUUCUAGAAAAAUGCUCAGUAAGAGUGCCACACAAAAUUGUGCAACCCAAACCAGCCCAGAUCACCGCAUGCCUGCAGAAAAAAGUUCUGCGAUGAAAGACGACCAUUUGCAAAGAAAAUCAUCUUCUUCGACAAAGGGAAGUCAGGCGUCCGUGACUGUCGAUGUAAAUAAACCACAGCAAAAAGACAACAGUGCAAAGGAGCAUAAGCAAAAUAUUAUAAAUACCAAGAAUCUUUCUCACUCACUAGAUCUCCCUUCACCCCCUGUCCAUUACAGUGAAUCUCCUAAAAGCUCAUUCCGUAAAACUCCUUCAACAAAUUCUCCUUCUAAGAAGUCAACGGUUCCUAAAAGUAUUUUAAUUAGUAGCUCCCAAAAACCUCCUCCUUCCCAAAAAUCUCCUGUGCAAGUUCCUAUUUCUCCAAAAAUCCCUUCUGAAAGGUUCACCCCCCAAACCUCUGUUCAAGACCAUUCAGACAGAAGGAACACGUCUCCAAAGAAAUCUACUUUGGACUAUAAGACGUUAUGUGCAGAUCUGCCUCAGUGCAGACCCCUGGACUUAUCUAAUGGACCCUUUAAGACUGAUAAGAUUUCAGCUUCUGCUAACGUAUAUGUAACAAAUGGAAUGUCAAGCGAGACCUACGAGAAAGGCAAGCCCAUUUCUUGCACUGAAUCAGGCCUGGUAAAGAAAUCACACAAGAAGCAGAAUUUCAUGAAUGCUGUUACGGCUCCGAUGAAAGGGACAAAUUACACCCACUGUGGCAGCGGACAGACAGGUGUCUGUUCCGUUAUGUGACCUGCAUGGUUGUCACUGAAGUUGACGCAUUUUUCAUGAAGGGCAGCACUGGAACUGUGCAUUGAAGCCUAACAUUGAUCACGCUUCAGAAGGGAGCAGAAGAUAUUCCUCUUCAUUUCCUCUUUGGGAACAUCGCCGGAUUCAUGUGGGAGAAUUCUGAGGGACAAGGCAGUGAUUUUUGUCAGACGAUGGGCUGGACUGCUGAGCAUAUCAUGCUCCAUUGCUCCAGCACUUGUGGACAUGUAAUGGAAGACAAGUUUAGUUGCAUAUUAACCAACUGCACUGUAACUGGUGUUAUGACUUUUAUUUUACCUGUGUGUGAAGGUGUAGCAUUGUGUAACUCUUAUCUAUACAUCUGUAGUCUUUAUAAAAAUGUAAAUAUUGUGAAUAAGUGAGAAUGGACACUGUUUCGAAAUGAUAUAAUUAUAAAAAUGUAUAUUGACUGAGAAGCAGGAGUUAUUAGGAGAAGUCUCACGCAGCUACUGAACUGAGGCGCGUUGAUUUAGGAUGCCGCCAUGGUGUAAAUAAUUUAACAGUUUUUGCACAAUUAGAUGUUGAGCUUUCAUUAAAUGGAUUGUUUAUGUAUCCUUAGAAAAUGGCUUCGCUCUCUGCUGUUUAACCAGACAGCUGCUUUUAACAUGGGUUUUGUUCAUGCAUGUAACUCUAUUCAGUCUAUAUUCUUAAAGGAACUGUAACACCAAAAAAAUAAAAUGUUUUAAAGGAAUGGCAAUAUAAUAACUAUUGCUCUACACUGGUAAUAUUGGUGGAUUUGCUUCAGAAAUACAACUAUCGUUUAUGUAAAGAAGCUGCUGUGUAGCCAUGGGGGCAGCCAUUCAAUCACAGGAUACACAAUAGAUAACAGAUAAGUUCUGAUGAAUCCCAUUAUAUACUGCAAUGCUUAUCUGCUGCAUAAUCCUUUUUCAGCUUUGAAUGGCCGCCCUUUGUGGCUACACAGCAGCUUGUUUAUAUGAACUAUAUAAAACACUUUCAUUAUUUGGUAUUACUGUUCCUUUAAUGCUGAUUAACAAUCUCCCCUUUAUAUAAGACAGCAAAGACCAGACAUACAAGGUAUUUUACAUGUCCAUGGUUGUAUGCAAGAUAGUGAUUAGCCACUGUGCAUCUCUUGGCUGCUCCUGUUGGGAUAAAACCCAUAUGCAAUCACUAUGUAAUAUUAUUGUUUAUGUUAGUGCUAGAAACUUCUGGCUGCAGUGGGUGGCACUUAGCUAUCUAUCCAGGAAACAUUUUUAGGUAUACAUACUACCAUCCCAAAAAUUCCCUUAUUUAAAUAUUUUCUAUCAUUUUUACAACUUCUAAGUAAUUUGUGCUGUUUUUCUCUUUGUAAAAUGAAUGUAGUUUUAGAAAAAAAAAUAACUAUUAUUAUUAAAAAUGGAAAUAUGCUGUUUGUCUUGCUGCUAAUUGAUACAGUUAAGGGCUCAAAAUCCCACAAUAAAUGGGUAAUUAUAAAUAUAAUAUAGUAUAUAAUAAUAUAGUAUAAAUAUUAAAUCCUUAUAUCAGUUCCUGUGCUGAAUAAAAAAGUUCAGUACAAGGUGCAAAGCUCAGUUAGAUGUGUCCUUAUUGCCUGCCAUAGGGGAAAGUAUAGGGUGCCAUUGCAACUGGCUUGUCUAAAUGACACCCAUGUAAAGGAAUGGGUCCCUACAUUGGGAACUAGGGUUGCCACCUUUUCCAGUGGGGAAUUCUGGGCAGGGGAUGCUACGAAUGAUGUCAGGGGCAGGGCGGGAGAUGAUUCAGGGCAGGUCUAUUGCACCAAGGGGCAGGGUUAUGACAUGGCAGUUAGCAAUUGGCUGAUCUCCAUGUUAUUAAUGUCAAUGUCCUGCAUGUAGUAAAUGGCCACUUAGAUUUCAGAUAGGAUCUCUGACCAUUAUGGGUGCAAUACUCUCUUACAAAAACAGCUAGGAACUUAACCAUAGAGCAUGACAGCGCUUCUGCUCUGUAAGAGAAAGAUGGUGACCAUUUGAUGAUUCUCUUUCCCCAAAGAUACUUUACCAAACAUGACAUAUUGUAUUCAAAGCACAAUCCAAUCUUUAUUUUUGAUGAUAACGGCCUUCCAGUUACGUUCUGUUGCCUGUGGGCAUUUUAUAAACCGGACGCCAGCUGCUUCAGGUACUCAUGGGAUGCACAGUCCUAUUUCAUUUGCUGGAGACAUUUUGAAAAAGAGAGCGAUGGUUCUUUUUUUUAACUAAUUACCAGGCUGUGUGUCUUUGAUGCCAAUUGUUGUUCUAUGUGUUCCAAUAUGCUCAGGAUUUAAUAUUUUACAAAAUAGCGUGGGUUGAUCUAUAGCUUGGCGUGAAUCAAACUCAGAUGAACUCACCAUGUUCCAAAGCCUGGUGUAUUUAUAGCGGCAUAUUAUAAGAUUUAUUCAGCAGUGUUCCAUAUGCCUAUGGAAAUAAUGUGCUGAACAGAUGCAGCUUGUGUAAUAUGGCAUUAUGAAGUAACUAAUAAAUAUCUAUCUUUCUUUUUUUUUUAAUUAAAAAGA
Xenopus laevis (African clawed frog) is the source of this 4946-nucleotide messenger RNA. RefSeq names its product calcium/calmodulin-dependent protein kinase IG L homeolog (gene camk1g.L). The coding region runs from base 221 to 2452 and encodes 743 amino acids. Lineage: Eukaryota; Metazoa; Chordata; Amphibia; Anura; Pipidae. The record is from RefSeq and is a predicted model, not a curated record. The transcript is spliced from 15 exons. Gene Ontology annotation, molecular function: protein kinase activity; ATP binding; nucleotide binding.